Messenger RNA from Limulus polyphemus (Atlantic horseshoe crab), 2055 nucleotides. Its product is annotated as transcriptional regulatory protein GAT1-like. Bases 140 to 1924 code for a protein of 594 amino acids. Lineage: Eukaryota; Metazoa; Arthropoda; Merostomata; Xiphosura; Limulidae. Gene Ontology annotation, biological process: negative regulation of transcription by RNA polymerase II; positive regulation of transcription by RNA polymerase II; cell fate commitment. The transcript is spliced from 6 exons. The record is from RefSeq and is a predicted model, not a curated record. Gene Ontology annotation, molecular function: DNA-binding transcription factor activity, RNA polymerase II-specific; RNA polymerase II cis-regulatory region sequence-specific DNA binding; zinc ion binding.
ACACUUCGACCCAAAUAUUUACAACGCCAACAUUAUGUGAUGGAGUAACAGAACAGAAUAUAAUACAAGCUUAAUUAUAAGACAUUAAGUUUGUUCUGUUUAAAAAAAAAUCUACUCUUACAGCGAAGGCUUUUUUACGAUGACCGAAACGGAUAAGAAAAACAUUUCCUCGAAUGGCCAUAACAGAAUAGAAGAAGAGAAGCAAAGAACUGAUCCUCAAGAAUUAGAACUUUUUGAAGCGCAAACGGAAACAGAAUCACCCAGGGAACACUACAGGAGAAAGAAACCAAACUCUGAGGAGAAUAUUUUCCAAAAUGUACAGAAUGUUGAUCUUCUCGAUAACACACAAAGCGGAAAAGAUAUUGUCCAGAGCCACCAAGAAACAAAUAAUCAGCUCACACAAACAAGCUACCAUAAGCUUACUGAGACGUUCAAUAAAGAUUUCCAUGAAGAAACUGAAAGUCUUCGUUCGUUAAUAACCCAGAACAACCAAAGAACUGCGAAUAAUAUUUCUCAGAAUUUCUAUCACUAUACCACUAGUGCUUCUAACGUUAAUUCAAAUUCUUACUUUAAUUCUGAGAAUUUUGGAGAUGAUAUUAGUCCCACUGUUUCCCCCACUUUUAGUACAUUAAAUUUGAAUUCAAAUAAUAUUAAUGUGCAAGAACUUCCCGACCAUAACUCAAGAACCCAAGAUAAUCCGAUGAGGCAGUUUGAGUACUCAAACCAUCAACCAGAUGACAACAUAUACCAACUAUCUGUUGGUCAUCUUACACCUAAUGGAACUAUCUUGAGCCUUUUAGACCACUCUCAAGCACUCGGUACUGGUUCAUCGAAUCUCAUGUUGUUAAACAACUAUUUGGCAGGCCCAUCCACACGGGAAUCCUACCAAUCGUUUAGAGGAACACCUGUAUUGGAUGUUACUGAAUCCUACCAAACCUUUAGAGGAACGCCUGUUUUGGAUGUUAAUGAGAUUUCGUUGACAUCAUUGGGAUCAGCAGAAUUCUCAGCUCUAGCGAAUAAUCAAACCCCGUUUCCUUCGUCACAGCUUGUUAGUCAGCCCAUAAGUAUUGAUGGUGGGACUAGAUUCUACCAACAAGAAGAGUUAUUUCAAAGUCCACCCAACACUAUGCCACAGUUUCAAGUGGAUUCCGGCAACCCAAGCAAUCAACAUUUUCUGACCGAGACACAUCCUACCUAUAAUCUACUAAUGUUGUGUAAAGAUAACGCAGGAAGAGAGGGAAGCUCAAACUGUCAAAAUGUCGGACAACAAACACGAAAAACAAACAACCCUAAAAAGUCAUCCUGUGGACGACAGAGUGACCAGCUAUGUUCCAACUGUCAAACGAUCACUACCACUUUAUGGAGACGCGAUAAGGAAGGGAAUGUUGUUUGUAAUGCAUGUGGGCUUUACUAUAACCUACAUAAGAGGAAUCGCCCAAUGUCUAUGAAAAAAGACACUGUCCAAAAAAGAAAUAGAAAACCUAGAUCAAGGACUAUACAAAAAAAUGGAAGGACUCCAUCAUUGAAUAUUAAUAAGAAUGAUUACAGUGAAGGCAAUAUGCAAGAACUUUCUAGUAACAAGGAAUCCGAAAUAUACAACAUAUCCAGGCCUAUCAUCAAUGCUUCUACCGUAGAUAUCUUCCAGUCUUCCCCAACUCAAUUUGGCGUAGUAACCACAAUCGAACCUAUUUCGAGUUCUUCCAACGGCCAAAAAAAAGAGGCGGGCAGCAUCCCCAUAUCAGAACGUGAUUUACAUUCACCAAUGGUACCUUCUUCUAUUACACUAACCAGCCAAAUGGAUGUUCUUACUGCUUUAGACCCACCAAGCAACUACACAUUUGGCCAACCAAUAGUUGACAAUCACGAAGUUAUUCUACAUUCUAAGAUGACCGAUAGGCUGGCUAGAGGAUCGGAUCUUUUUUAAUUUAUUAUUUAUUUAUGCUAAAGUUAUAGGCUAUUGUUUGUAUUCCUACAGAAAAUCAAAGAAAAAUAAUAAUUUGUUUUGUCACUUCAAGAAAUAUUAUAUGUUAUUUACUUGCAUAAUACAGGUUUGUU